Molecule: messenger RNA, 2388 nt
Organism: Helianthus annuus (common sunflower)
Lineage: Eukaryota; Viridiplantae; Streptophyta; Magnoliopsida; Asterales; Asteraceae
Product: putative disease resistance protein RGA1
Exons: 4
Coding region: 1-2388 (795 amino acids)
Molecular function (GO): ADP binding
Source: RefSeq, a predicted model, not a curated record
AUGGCAGAAUUGGUAUUACCUCCACUUCUGCAGGUGAUCUUUGAAAAGCUGGCUUCUCCUCUGCUUCAAACACUUGGUCAAAAAUGUGGCCUUAUGAGGAUAGAACAGAUCCUCCCCAUGAUCCAAGCUGUUGUCGAAAAUGCUGAAAGGCGACAAGUUACCGACAAAGUUGUUAGAAUAUGGAUUUCGCAGCUCAAAGAUACAGUUGACCAAGCAGUUGACUUUCUUGAAGACUUCACAAACAAAGCACACCCCUAUCUGCUACUGGAAGAAAAAUACGACAUGCCUAAGAAAUGGUUGUCACUCAGAUCCAUAUCUGCAAGCACAGAGAAAGUCAGAAAGGUUCUACAAGUUUUAGAGACGGCAAAGUUACAGAACCUGAAUCUGAAAGAAGCUGUUCAUGGUGCUAACGUGGUUUUGGAUGAAGAACCGGCUACUGGAUCUUUUGUUGUUGAAUCUGAAGUAUUUGGAAGGGGCAAGGAUAAGGAAAGGAUUGUAGAGUUGCUAUUAAAUGUUGAUGUGGAAGGAAACCUUCCUUCCAGCAGUUUCUAUAGUUGGCAUUGGAGGCAUGGAUCAGAGAUGGAUGUAAUCCAGUCCAAGUUUUGGCAUAUCUUACACAAUAAGAGGUUUCUUAUUGUAUUUGAUGAUGUUUGGAAUGAGGAUGAAGAAAAGUGGGAUAAACUAAGGCCGUUGUUCCAAGGUGGUGCGAAUGGAAGCAAGAUUCUUGUGACCACACGCAGUGAGAAAGUAGCUAUGAUUAUUGAUCCAAACCAGCUGCCUGAAUCCCUGGGUGAUCUUCGGUGUUUAAAGUAUCUUGACCAGUCUUAUUCGGGUAUCAAGUGUUUACCCAUUCGUAUCAACCUCCUGCGCUCGUUGCUGACUAUCAUCAACCUAUCGGGCUGCUACAAUCUCUACCUGUUGCCUGAAUUGCAUAAUAUGAAAAAUCUGAGGCACUUAAACAUAUCAGGAUGUGAUAGACUGGCUCAUAUGCCUAAUGGAAUUGAGGAGUUACUUCAACUUCAGACGUUACCGAUGUACAUAGUGUCUCGUUUGAAUAACCUGGGGGUACUAGGUCCUCUAAACCUUAGAGGAGAGCUAAAAAUCAAACAUUUGGAGAAUGUACAUACGACAGAAGAAGCAAAGGAAGCCAACAUAUGGAAGAAAAGGCAUCUCACAUCAUUAGGUUUGUGUUGGGGUAAUGCUGACAGUAAUCUCAUUAUGAAUCCUACUUCAAAAGGCAGUCUCUCCUGGUUGCAUAUGGGAAAGAAAGAUGUCGAGCCCCAACCUUCAGAACCAAACUCAAUAAGGGCCAUGGAUGGUAAGCUAGCUGAAGAGGUUCUUUCCUGCCUCAAACCACACGAAAACGUCAAGAGUCUGCAUGUGUUAGGCUACCCAGGAUUUGCAUUUCCUAGGACAUUUUCUAAAUGGUUGCUUGCGAAGUUGUCUACUAUUGAGCUGAUAAACUGCGGAGAGAUUUUGUGCCUGCCUGCCUACAUUAGGUCAUCUUCUCGUUUGAAGACACUCAGAAUGGAAGGAAUGAAUAAGGUUGAAAAAAUUGGCCUAGAGUUUUAUGGUGAAAAUAGCAUUGUGGCAUUCCCAUCAUUACAAGAGUUGCAGCUCAAAGAUUUCCCAGUUCUGGAAGGCUGGUGUGGUAUCGACGACGACAACAGAAGUAUAUUUCCAUUAUUGAGAAAGUUGUCCAUAAAGAGUUGUCCGAACAUGAGUCAGGCACCCAUAUUCUUGUCACUUCAACACUUGUCGCUGCACAGUUGCAGCCCAAGAAUACUAGACCCCGCCAGCAAGUCAACUUCACUCUUGACACUUGUAAUUCAAGACUUUGCUGAGUUAUUAUCUUUACCGGAAAAAUUGUUUGAAAAUAAUUCUCUUCUUGCUUCCAUCGAUAUCAUAUCCUGCCCAAAUCUUCAAUCCCUACCUAUGGAGUUCCAAAACCUAAAUUCUCUCCAAGCAUUGACCAUUCGUUGGUGUCAGCGUUUAUCUUAUUUGCCAAAAGGUUUCCAUAAACUUACCGCUUUGAAGUCAUUAGAGAUCACUGAAUGCCACAGCAUUAGUACAUUGGGCGAGGAGAUUGGAGGUUUGAAAUCUCUUAAAACAUUGUCCAUUGAGAACUGCAGCAGCUUGGGUUUCAUAUCCUUGGGGCUGCAGCAUCUCACUUCCCUGGAGCACUUGACCAUUAUGUACUGCUCCAAUCUAGCCUCUCUGCCUGAUGGGUUCCAGAAUCUUAAUGCACUCAAACGGUUGACUCUCAUAAAUUGCCCCGAGCUGCAACUUCUACCGGAGAGUCUCAAAUUUGCCAACCAACUGCAGAGUUUACAACUCCACAGUUGUUCUAAGCUGGGUAGUUUGCCAGAGUGGUUUGAUAACUUUUAG